AGAGCAAUGACCACCACUAGAUUACUCUUGCGUCGUAAUUCGAAACCGUCGGAUCUCUUUCGUCCAUCAUCUUCUUCUUCGCCGUCGUGUUCCCUGUCACGCACAAGAAUCCUGAAAUGCUCGUUGGGGGAUCAGAAUCAGAAACCGCACAUUAAAGAUAAAGAUAGAAAAUCUUCGGUGGAGGUGAAAGCUUAUGUGCCUACUUCAGAGAUCGUGAUAAAAAAUAAGACUGAAGUAAGACGAGGAUUGAUGGAUUCUGUGUUUCUUGUAUCACAAGUAACUGAUAUUUUUAUCACGGAGUUAAGGCAAGCCAUCAAAAGACGGGCAUGGAAACUGCAGUUGCAGAGGAAUAUAGAAAGGGUGAUACUUGACUGCAGAUUCUACACCCUAUUUGCCGUUGCUGGAACUUUAUUAGGUUCUGUACUCUGCUUCUUUGAGGGUUGCUCUCGUGUCCUAGAAUGUUAUUCACAUUAUCUUAAGGGAUUGUCGCAUGGAGUAAAGAGUAACACAGUUCAUAUUUUAAUCGAAGCCAUUGAUAUGUUCUUGUUCGGCACAUCCAUGCUAGUUCUAGGAAACGCUUUUUAUAACAUGUUUGUGAGUUGCAAAACAAACCAAAGCAACCAAUCGAUUGGUGAAGUAAAGGCCAGAAUAGGGUAUGCGGUGGUAAUGAUACUUCACGUUGGGAUGAUGGAGAAGUUCAAGACGACACCAUUGGUGACAUGUAUGGACCUCGCUUGUUUUGCUGCAUCACUCUUCAUUUUAUCGGCUUCUAUGUUCCUUUUGUCUAAAUUGUCUUCUUCACGAACUACUAAAACCGGCGAAAGAGUUUAAUUGAUAGAUAGGAUUGUCGUCAGUUACUAAAGAAAAAACAGCUUGUCGUAUAAAACUAAUAGUUUAGUACAUAAAUAUUUUCCAUUAGUUUCAUUUUCAUAUGUAUA
Brassica oleracea var. oleracea is the source of this 938-nucleotide messenger RNA. RefSeq lists its product as uncharacterized. Lineage: Eukaryota; Viridiplantae; Streptophyta; Magnoliopsida; Brassicales; Brassicaceae. Bases 7 to 831 code for a protein of 274 amino acids. The record is from RefSeq and is a predicted model, not a curated record. The transcript has 4 exons.